Messenger RNA from Wyeomyia smithii (pitcher-plant mosquito), 2296 nucleotides. RefSeq names its product zinc finger protein 729-like. The record is from RefSeq and is a predicted model, not a curated record. Gene Ontology annotation, cellular component: chromosome. The transcript is spliced from 4 exons. Gene Ontology annotation, biological process: regulation of transcription by RNA polymerase II. Gene Ontology annotation, molecular function: DNA-binding transcription factor activity, RNA polymerase II-specific; RNA polymerase II cis-regulatory region sequence-specific DNA binding; chromatin insulator sequence binding. NCBI's taxonomy places the organism in Eukaryota, Metazoa, Arthropoda, Insecta, Diptera, Culicidae. Bases 151 to 2040 code for a protein of 629 amino acids.
GCAUGCCAUGACAUAUAUUUUUGUUUCUUCAGUGCGGAAUUUUUUUUGUUGAAUUAUGAGAAGUUUUGAUUGGCUACUAUUCUCUAAACAUUGAAAUAUAUAAUCACACAGAAAUCAAAAAGUUUUUCUGUCCGCAAUUGUGCGAGCAAAAUGGAGAAAAUUUUCCAAAUAAAGGUAGAAGAACUUGUAAUAUUUGACACUUUGCCUGCGGAAGAGGAAACUGCCUUCGAGGGCAACGAUAUGUGCUCUGGCGAAAACACAGGUGUGAUACAACCUGUGACGGAUAUCAGUGAUGUAGUUAAGACCACAGCAGCUUGUAGUGGGAAAGCAGCUUCGAGCUCCAGCAGAAAGGACAACCUGGAAAAUCAUAGCAGAACGAGCAGAACUCACACCGGGGAACGUCUCUUUGCAUGUAAAAUCUGUAACAAAACAUUCAGUACUCCUAGAAAUCUACGAUAUCAUAUAAAUACUCAUACACGUGACUUUGAGUGUGACAUAUGUGGAGGACGUUUCCCCUUUAAAAAAAGAUUAUCAUCCCACAUGAAUAUACACCGCAUAGAUUGCCCACAUCAGUGUCGAAUAUGCGAUAAAAAAUUCCCAAAUACGCACGAUCUCGCAGAUCAUAUGCCUCGGCACACUAAAGAACGACCCUUUAAAUGCACAACCUGUAGCAGAUCGUUCAAGAGAUCCAGAGGAUUGAAGUUUCAUGUUAACAAAUUCCACACGGCCGGUCCCUCCUUAAGUUUGAAACCGAGGAACCGCACUUGGAAACUACCUUUCGCUUGUGAUUUUUGCAGCAGAACAUGCAGCACACCUGAACGUUUGCACCACCAUAUGAGUGCUCAUACAGGAGACCGGAACUUCGAGUGUGACAUAUGCGGACGACGAUUUAGCUUCAAAGGUUAUUUAUCGUCUCACAUGAGAAAACACCGGACAGAUUGCCUGCAUAAGUGCCUGAAGUGCGAGAAAAGUUUUACUACUCAGCUUCGUCUCGAAGACCAUAUGCACAGUCACAGCGAUAAGCGACCCUUCAAAUGUGACAUUUGCGACAUAUCAGUCAAGAGAUCGACAGCUCUUAUGCGUCAUAUGAAAAUGGCCCACAAUGUCGAUCACCUCCCAAGCAACGCGGAGAGUUUGGAAAAAAAUCGGACUGAUAACAGCCGAAGCGAAUCUAAAGCAAAAUACAGCUGCGACAUAUGCGGUAAACAGUAUUCACGCAAAAGUUCUCUUCGCUUACAUCUGGAACUCCAUCAGAGCACUGUUGUGAGAGCCAGACGGCAAUUCCAAUGUGAAAUCUGUAACGAAGCAUUCACACAAGAAUCAACAUUAGCGCGACACAUUGCAGAUCACAGCACAAAGCGACACAAGUGUAAGAUUUGUGGAAAAGGAUAUGCUCGCGCACAUUGGCUCCUACUGCAUAUGACUUCUCAUACAGAGGAAAUACCUGUUAAUUGUGAUAUUUGUGAUAUAUCAUGUCAGUCAGCUAAAGCUUUGAUAGAACAUAAAAUAACGCACACCACAGAAAGGCUGCAUAAAUGUGAAAUCUGUGGGAAAGGAUUUCCACGUUCUCAAAAUCUCAUGAAGCAUAUGAGGUGCCAUACUGCAGAACGGCCUUUUAAAUGUGAUGAUUGCGGGUCCGCAUACAAGUCACCUAUUGGUUUGAGAGAGCAUCAGAUAAAGCACGGCUUUGAGAGUCGACAUAAAUGCGAAAUUUGUGAAAAUAGUUUUGUCAGUCCUGGACGGCUCAAACUGCAUAUGACUAGUCAUACUGAAGAACGACCUUUUAAGUGUGAUAUUUGCGGGUCCGCCUAUAAGGUAGCUGGUAGUUUAAAAGUACAUCAAAAUAAGCACACCACUGAGCAGCCAUGCAAAUGCGAAAUUUGCGGGAAACAGUUUUUAUUUCCUUCUCACAUGAAGGAGCAUAUGCUUCGCCAUACUAAUGAACGGCCUUUCAAAUGCAAUAUAUGCGAUCGACCAUUUAAGUCACCCUAUAAAGUGAAAAUGCAUAAAAGAAGAUGCCAUGGAGAGUGGCCUAGUUGAUCGGUUUAGGUUGUUUGCUGUUGAGAAUGGCGCGAUGCGAUAGUUGAGUUUCAAUAUACAGGACAAGACAUGCGUUAUUUGCCAUCAAGUAGAAUUAUUCACAGUCUGAUUGACGAGUAGUAAUUUAAUAUUGAUAAGUUAAUAGUUAAUAAGUUUAGCAACACAAACUGAGCAUUUAAAUAAGGGCUCAUUAACCCAGAGUACACCAAAUAAAAUUUAGGGGAUAAUCCCUGGACAAAUUUUCUCAACUCAGUAA